CCAAGGUUCAUCAAUGAGACAGAGCAGAACAUGGGUUCACCGGGGCAGGCCAAGCAGUGCCAGCUCCGGACCUUCCUGACCUACUACAUCAACGACCUGUUCCUGCACCAGGUCAGAACAGAGAUCAACAAGGAGAUCCGGGCCGUCAGUAAGACAGCAGACCCACUGAAAGUCCUGGCUAGUGCCGAUACUAUGAAGGUCCUGGCGGUGCAGAGGCCCCUGCUGCAGAGCACAGUAGUCGUGGAGAAGUCCAUCCAGGACCUGAUGACUCUGAUGCAGGACCUGAGUGCCUACUCCAACCAGUUCCUGGAGAUGGUCUGUGACAAGCUGAAGGAGUACAAGGAGGUCUGCAACACCUCGUACAGGGGCAUAGUCCAAUGUGAGGAGAAGCUGACCAUCAGUGCGUCGUGGUCUAAGGACGAGGACAUCAGCCGACUGCUCCAGUCUCUCCCCAACUGGGCUAACAUGGCCCAGCCCAGACAGCUCCGACAGAAGAGAGAGGAUGAGGAAGACUUUACCAGGGCGGCAUUUGCCAAGGAGUCAGAGGUGCUGACGGGUAACCUGGGUGACAAGCUGAUCCCGCAGAACGAGAUCCUGCGUGACGUGAGCGACCUGAAGGCCCUGGCCAACCUGCAGGAGAGCAUGGAGUGGCUGGCCUCCAGACUCAAAGGCUUCUUCAUCAACCUGCCCCACGCUGCCAGUGAGUAUACACGCACACGUGCAGAGGCAGGCAUACAUACAUACACACCUUAUGGCUUCCAUUCAUGCAGGGUUGGUGGGGUGUGUGUGGACUGAAGGGCUGCUUGUUCA
This is a messenger RNA of Oncorhynchus keta (chum salmon), 810 nucleotides long. RefSeq names its product exocyst complex component 4-like. Gene Ontology annotation, biological process: exocytosis; Golgi to plasma membrane transport; chemical synaptic transmission. The record is from RefSeq and is a predicted model, not a curated record. Gene Ontology annotation, cellular component: synapse; growth cone membrane; exocyst. The coding region runs from base 31 to 795 and encodes 254 amino acids. NCBI's taxonomy places the organism in Eukaryota, Metazoa, Chordata, Actinopteri, Salmoniformes, Salmonidae. The transcript has 4 exons.